AAAUUACAGUAAUUUUAAAAUCAAGUUUGCAUCUGUAUCUUCAAAUGUUUGUAAGUAAGUUCCUACAUAUUCUUCCACUUUGCGGCCAUACAAACACUCGACAGUGCAGUUUCUGAUUCAAACCGCGAAAUGGGAACCAUUUCAAACCUAACCAACACUUUCCCACUCCACAUUCGAAAAUUCAAAUUCCCAUCAUCUUCUUCAUCUUCAUCGUAUCGUUUUCCUCUCUCUACUCUCUCAUGUUCCACUCCAGAACCAGAAUCCAACACCACAACUUCAAUUUCCCAAACCCCUAAUUCCAAUGCCACUUCCUAUUUCCCCAAACGCGGCCAAACCCUCGAAUUGCUCUGCGAAUCCCUAGCAUUCAAAGGCAAAGGUCUAUGCAAAGUCACCGAUACCGGUUUUGUUGUCAUGUGCGACCGUGCACUUCCCGGCGAACGCUUCAUUGGACGUAUUACUCGGAAAAAGGGUAAUUACGCUGAAGCAGCUAAGCUUCAAACUUUAACUCCUCCUUUUGACACCGUAGAUGCACCUUGUGUCUACGUUCCUCAUUGUGGUGGUUGCAAGACGCAGAAUUUGGCUUAUCAUGCUCAGGUUAAAGCUAAAGAGGAACAGGUUCGCGAAUUAAUCAUACAUGUUGGAAGGUUUUCUCAAAAAGAAUUGGAAUUGCAUGGGAUUAUGAAGCCUAUUGUUCCCUGUGAUAUUCAAUUUAAUUAUAGAAACAAGAUGGAAUUCUCAUUUGGUCCUUAUAAAUGGUUGCCUAAAGAGUCGAUGCACGAAAGAAAUGAUGAUGGUGGAAGUGAAAAUUAUGCACUUGGAUUGCAUGUUCCCGGUUAUUUUGAUAAGAUUAUAAAUGUCGACAAAUGCUUACUCCAAACUGAUCCUGCUAAUAAGGUUCUUGCAGCUAUCCAAGAGUGUUGGAGGGAUCCACAACUUGGUUUCUCUCCCUACAAUGUUCAUUCACACGUAGGAUUUCUUAAGCAUUUGAUGCUGAGAAGUGGAAGGGAUGUAAUGACCGGUCUGCCUGAAAUAAUGGUCAACUUUGUGACAUCUUCCUACAAGCCCGAGCUGCUGAAGGUCUUAGUUGAUAAAGUUUCUGCAUUUCCUGAAGUGGUAAGCAUCAUGAAUAAUGUGAAUACUUCAGUUGGUAACACAUCUGUUGGAGAGGAGGAAUACACUUUGCAUGGGAAAUCUAGCAUUACAGAGACUUUAAGAGGGCUUACCUUCCAAAUAUCAGCAAACUCUUUCUUCCAAACAAAUACUCAUCAGGCAGAAGUGUUGUAUAAACUGAUAGAAGAAUGUGCUGGCAUCAAAGGAGAUGGUUCUGAAAUUGUCCUUGACCUGUUUUGUGGAACUGGCACCAUAGGUCUUACACUUGCCAGAAGUGCAAAGCAUGUUUAUGGCUAUGAAGUAGUUCCUCAAGCCAUUGCAGAUGCCCGACUUAAUGCGGAGUUAAAUGGCAUACAAAAUGCAACAUUUGUUCAGGGGGAUCUCAAUAAAAUUGAUGAGAAUUUCGGGAAGAAUUUUCCUAAACCGGACAUUGUUAUUUCAGAUCCCAACCGCCCAGGGAUGCACAUGAAGUUGAUUAAAUUCCUGCUAAAUCUUAAGGCGCCUCGAAUAGUUUAUGUAUCAUGCAAUCCUGCCACAUGUGCACGGGACCUUGAUUAUCUCUGUCAUGGUGUGGCAGAGCUGAAUAUAAAAGGGUGUUACAAGCUAAUAAGCCUACAGCCAGUUGACAUGUUUCCACACACACCUCAUAUUGAGUGUGUUUGCCUGCUGGAGCUUUGUUGAUCUGUGAUCCUUUACACCUUUCCAUUUCAAGGAGAUAACAAGCUUGGUACUAGUUAUAGGUCAAGGUUGGGUCUUCAAGGUGAAAAGUGGGGAAAACAUACUUUCACGAUGCAAGAGCCCAUAAAGGUUGGAUUAAUUCUCAACCUCCAAAUUUGGAUUACUAUCCCACUUCUCGUGAAUUGCCCAUCACGGUUUAUUCAUAAUUGAAGAAGGUUGAGGUGCAAGUGCAUGAAAAUCAGAUGUUUGGUCAUAUGAAUAAACAAUGUUCAUUGUGAAUAUAUCAUAUAUAUUCAGUAUGAAAUAUCAUAUUCUGUUCUUUACAUCUUUCUUUGUAAUGUUUUCUAGACUAAUAAGUGUUGUCGGGUAAGAGAAUAAACAGUAUGGACUGGUGUAAGCUUUUAAUUAAUUAAUUAAUUUGGAAUGACAUAUUCAUAUUUUA
Messenger RNA from Lathyrus oleraceus (garden pea), 2230 nucleotides. RefSeq lists its product as uncharacterized. The coding region runs from base 130 to 1791 and encodes 553 amino acids. Gene Ontology annotation, molecular function: RNA methyltransferase activity. Gene Ontology annotation, biological process: RNA processing. The transcript is spliced from 12 exons. Lineage: Eukaryota; Viridiplantae; Streptophyta; Magnoliopsida; Fabales; Fabaceae. The record is from RefSeq and is a predicted model, not a curated record.